This is a messenger RNA of Nerophis lumbriciformis (worm pipefish), 1731 nucleotides long. The record is from RefSeq and is a predicted model, not a curated record. NCBI's taxonomy places the organism in Eukaryota, Metazoa, Chordata, Actinopteri, Syngnathiformes, Syngnathidae.
AUGUCUCAAUCAGUGGUCCAAAUCCAGCCAACAGAGAUGCAGUUAUGGCUGGACAAAGUUGAAGCUUGGGGCCGAACCGACAUUUUAGACGUUCAGAAAGAUGCGUGUUUUCAUCUGACCACACUGAGAGAUUUCCUCCAGCGACUCCUUAUGCACAUCAACUGCAUGAGUUCGACAACAGAAAUCAUGAAGAAGAUGCCUUCUCUGGGCCAGCUUCUAGGCCGCCUGUGCUGGAACCCUGUUGUGACUGCUGAUGACAACAGCAGAUUAUUGAUCUUCCAGUGUCUUUGGCAGCUGUACUCUGAGAACCCAGUCAAUGCUUUGGAAAAAAAGGCUAACCAGUGGAUACAGAAACUUGUGUGUCAACUUGCCACAGAAGGCGAAGACAAAGAAUCUCCAUCCGAUGUUUUGCUCAAACAUUUAAAUGUGCCGCCAACACAGUACCAUCUGGAAGUCCUCAGCAAGGUGGUGGCCCGGUUGCAGGAAGACAUCGGGAAAAAAUGCAAUUCGUUGGAAGGCUUAAAUGAGAGGUGUUCAUGUGAUAGGAUUGUGGCUACAAGCGAGGCGUGCAUUCCGCUGGUUACCUGCCGUGAGGUUGCUCCUCUCAUUGGAGCCUUGCUGGAGCGGCCAUUCACCUGUGCCAAAGCAACUCUGAGUCAUGACUUCCUGAAUGCUCUUAGCACUGCCUAUACCAGCGGUUGCUUGUCACUGGAGGACCGCACAGUCAUGGCCCUUUGGUAUCACAGCCUGCCCAGCCUGGAGGAGGCGGCGCUCGGUCUGCUGGAGUCGACUGUCCUCACUGACACGCCGCUGUCGCCGCAGCAGCUGGAGCGGCAAAUAGAUCAGUCACUGCUGCCAAAGGCUUGUGCUCAACACUGCUCCAUCUUCUUGCUGGUCAACGACAUCUUCAGGGCCAUCCUCAAGAAACAAGGUCAGCCGCGCCUUCGGGAUCUCAUCCAAAGCUUUACCAGCUGCUUCUAUAGGGAACUGACUCUAUUACAGACACAGAUGCCUUUGAAGGCCUUCUUCCCUCACUCCCCUCAAAAUCUGCUGCUUCCGCUCUUGAGCCAGCCUCCAGAGGCGUCAAGGGAGGCUCGUAGACGUCACCUGAACUGGCUCAGCGACUCAUUACGAAGACUGACAGAGGAGGAAGAGGAGGCAGCUGGCAGCGGCGGCAGGGAAUUUGGUGUCGUGUUUGAGGCCUGGUUCCUGCUGGUCCAAUGUUCCCAGUGGGUACAGGAGGUUCUUCAGGUGCUGAUCAGCACCGAGCCCAGUGAAUGCCACCCUUUGCUGUGGCUGCUCACGUUUUACUACCACCCUUCCAACAGGGAGCACCAUAGGAAUCAACGACUGGUGUGUGUCCAACAAGUUUGGGAGCAGCUGCGCCUCUUUUUCUCACCUCGUCGUCCUCCUCUCGAUCCCGAGGAGACGCUCGGCAGCGUGCUGGCCCUCGUCUCGCCGAGCGCUCGGCCCCCAUCUCCGGCACCUUUAUUGAUCUUAAAUCUGGCAGUCAGCGGCGCCGUUUUCUCCGACCAAUGGCAGAGGGACGCCGCACUCAUCGUGCGAAAGGUGGCGACGGCGUCAGGUCUGGUCACUGAAGCGUCUCGCAUUCUGAGCUCGCUGGAGCGUCUGCUCGGCUCGAAGAGCGGCAACCUGUCGUCCGGUGACCCGGACGCGGCCUCUGUCAGGAUCCGUCGGCUUCAGGAAGCUCUCGGCCCUGGACUGCGCUGA